Molecule: messenger RNA, 687 nt
Organism: Cyphellophora attinorum
Lineage: Eukaryota; Fungi; Ascomycota; Eurotiomycetes; Chaetothyriales; Cyphellophoraceae
Product: Glutathione-specific gamma-glutamylcyclotransferase
Exons: 5
Coding region: 1-687 (228 amino acids)
Biological process (GO): glutathione catabolic process
Cellular component (GO): cytoplasm
Molecular function (GO): gamma-glutamylcyclotransferase activity; glutathione specific gamma-glutamylcyclotransferase activity
Source: RefSeq, a predicted model, not a curated record
AUGACCGCAGAACAUGCUCAAGACCAGCCGGAGCUUUGGCUGUUUGGAUACGGAAGCUUGAUCUGGAAGCCCCCUCCCCAUUUCGAUCAACGCAUACCGGGCUACAUCAAAGGCUACGUUCGCAGGUUUUGGCAGGACCACAGGGGCACUCCUGAAGCACCUGGUCGAGUCGUCACACUCAUUGAACGGGGUUUCUGGAAGACCCUGGGAGACACACAAAAUCCGCCAGAGAAUGAUCUAGUCUGGGGUGUUGCGUACCACAUUAUCCCGGAGAAAGUCGAGGAAGUCAGGGAGUACCUCGACAUCAGAGAGAUCAAUGGAUACAGCAUACAGUAUACGCCCUUCGUACCAGCAGAAGAGGGCAUCCCGGAGCAGACUUGCCUGGUCUAUAUUGGAAUGCCUGACAAUCCUCAAUUCCUCGGUGCACUUCAGCCCCAAGUCGUCGCGGAGAAGAUCAACGAAAGUAUCGGGCCAAGUGGCGAGAACAGGGAGUAUCUUCUUCAACUAGACGAGGCCUUGCAAACUCUGAGUCCUGAUAGCCAUGACGAGCACAUCAGUGACCUUGCCCGGAGAGUACGUUCGAUGACUCCUCCGACUCGUUCAACUCAUCAUCGUCGAUUAUCGAAAACUGGACUGCAACGAGUCAGUAGUACUGAGGAGCAAGAAGAAGUCGAGAAGACUGCAUAA